Messenger RNA from Lathyrus oleraceus (garden pea), 1389 nucleotides. RefSeq lists its product as uncharacterized. The coding region runs from base 1 to 1389 and encodes 462 amino acids. Lineage: Eukaryota; Viridiplantae; Streptophyta; Magnoliopsida; Fabales; Fabaceae. The record is from RefSeq and is a predicted model, not a curated record. Gene Ontology annotation, molecular function: zinc ion binding; nucleic acid binding. The transcript has 2 exons.
AUGGCUGACAGACGCAGAGGUCGUGGUAGACCCAGAACUCAGAAUUCAGAUUCAGAACGCUCAAGUGGUAGUGAAGGUUUUCAAUGGCCUCAGUUUGUACAACAGAUGCAGCAACAACAGAACCAAUUCAUGCAUCAGAUGAUGCAACAGUUGAAUGGUGGUCUUCAUCCUCAAUGGGUUCCACAAGAAGCUGCUGGUGGUAGUUUCCGAGAUUUCUUUCGCAUGAAUCCUCCUAAGUUCCAUGGUGGAUUAAAUCCUAUGAAGGCUCAUCAGAUAAUGCAUUGUAGUGAAGAGAAUAAAGUUGUGUUUGCUUGUCACAUGAUGAGGGGUCCUGCUGUGGGGUGCUCUUUGAGGACUCAGAAAGAAUUUGAGUUUCAGCAGCUUAGACAGGGUACUAUGUCAGUAGCUAUGUAUGCUGAAAAGUUUGAAGAUAUGGAUGAUUAUUCUACACAGGCCGUGUACGCACCAGUUGAGAAAUGGAGGAUCGAUAAUUUCCUUUUUGGUUUAAGAGGUGAAAUUUCUCAUAGUGUUUCUCAGAGAGAAUCCACUACUUAUGCUGAAUUGCUAAGGAAAUGCUAUGUGGCUGAGAAUAAUUUGAAGAAAGUUCAAGAAGAAAGGGCUCAGUAUAGGAUUGGACAGAAGGAUAAGGGAAGGCCAGGUAAUCAGUUUAGGCCUAGACCUCAAUCUUUCAAAGGAAAACAAGUGCAACUUGCAAGACCUAACCAUCCUCCGCAAUGUCAAGUAUGUAAGAAGUCUCAUUUUAGAAGGUGUGUUGGAAGUGUGAUUAGGUGUUUUACUUGUCAACAGGAGGGGCACAUGGCUAGGGAUUAUCCUCAGAAUAAGAAUCAGAUGCAAGGAAGGAACACUGGUCGAUUUUAUACUUUGGAUGCAAGGAAGGCUAAGAGAAACAAUACUUUGAUUGUUGGUACGUGUCUCAUCAAUGAUCAUCCAUGUUUUGUAUUGUUUGAUUGUGGGGCAACAUACUCUUUUGUGUUAAUUCAGUGUAUGAAGCGUCUUGGCUUGCAAGCAAAUCGUUUGUCUCCUCCUAUGGUGGUUACUACCGCCAUGGAUGAUAUGGUUGAGACAUCGUUAAUUUGUGAAAGUUGUUCGCUUUCGGUGAAUGGUAGAAUUUUCCAGAUUGAUCUUAUUUGUCUACCACUUAAGAAGGUUGAUGUGGUCUUGGGGAUGGAUUGGCUUUCCGCCAAUUCAGUGUUUAUUGGAUGCGAAGAGAAGUUAAUAAUCCUUACAUCUAGUGAAGCUACUCCAAAGGAUGUAUUAACCACUAUCUUAGAAGGUACUAUUGGCAUGGUUAAUUUCUUAUUUGAGAAGGAAAAGUUGGUUCUCUUGGUUCUCACCAAGGAACCUAUCAAUAAUCUGAAAGUUACAUAA